This is a messenger RNA of Plasmopara halstedii, 1971 nucleotides long. Its product is annotated as WD40 repeat protein. NCBI's taxonomy places the organism in Eukaryota, Oomycota, Peronosporomycetes, Peronosporales, Peronosporaceae. The coding region runs from base 1 to 1971 and encodes 656 amino acids. Gene Ontology annotation, cellular component: Set1C/COMPASS complex. The record is from RefSeq and is a predicted model, not a curated record. The transcript is spliced from 2 exons. Gene Ontology annotation, molecular function: protein binding.
AUGUGGAGCCACGUUUUACGUCGAAUCGUACGCAACGAGGAGCAGCAGCAGGCCGAGCGUCGUCGUCAGCAGCUUGCCCAGGCUUCAUCUUCCUUACCAUCUGCGUCGGUCGCCGCAAAAUCAGCUUCGAUUCCAUCUAGUGCAGAAGCAGAGUCCACAAUUGACACAUCAAUCGAAGAAGAUACACAGGAUGAUGACGACUACCUGCAAAAACAUCUGUUGUCACGUCCGACGUCGAGCUGGAGUUGUCUUGAAGAUACCCAGCAAGCCAACUGUUUGGCACUAAAUGCAUCGCACACACUACUAGCAGUCGGUGAACGUGACGGUCGAAUGACUAUCUGGGACAACACGAGCAUACGUGUGAUUACGAGAGAGCUCGAUCCAACGUUGAUUGCUGUCGAGUUUCCUACAGGCGAGACAGAUGCGAAUCAGGAUGGCACUUUAGCAAAAUCGACAAUAACAGGUGGUGACGGCUCUGUAGCGAACGAUGACGCGUCGGUAGAAGAUGAAGACGAACAGACUGAAGAUGCUGUGUCUAUUGAGGAUGAGAUGGAAGCAGAAGAUGAUAUUAACGAAAGUGAUUCGAAACCCGAGGGCGAAGCUGAGAGUGCCCGAGGUGGCUCACUUUUGACGCUGUCUGAUCUCCAUGUGGCCAAAACUGGACUCAAGGUCGUUUCACAAUGCACCUGGUCGUGCGAUUCACAGUAUCUCUUUGCUGGUUGCGAGGAAAAAGCGUCACGUCGAGCGCGACUUUGUAUCUGGAACGUCGAAGCCGCAACGCUCAUAUCGGCAUUCCAGUUUGAUGGGACUAUCACGGCGCUAAGUGCCCACCCACGAGAUCCAAAGAUUUUGCUCGUUAGUCUUUGCAACUCUUGUCCAGUGAUACUGAACAUCGUGACAGGAGACACGACGGAGUUAAUGAACGUACCACUAGAGAACACGGAAGUGGCUCAGCCAACGUCACAAUCGAAUUCUCGACAUUCGAUUCUGGCCUCCUGUGCGCGCUAUGGACAGUCCGGCACACGUAUUUAUUGUGCGACAACGAGAUCAACCCUUGCAAUUUUAGAUUCAAAAACACUACAAUGUCUCGAUAGUCUCAAACUCAAUGUUCUCAUCCAGUUUGUGGAUUUAUGCGUGAACUGGCAAGAGAACGCCAUGUUGCUAACUAGCUCGAAAGGAAUUCACGAGUUUAUGAUGAAAUGUCCUACAAAGGACGACAUUGCAGUGACCGAGGACCAUCCAUUAGGAUUAAAAGAAGUGGCUUUGCACUCAACAGGUGCUGUGCGUGCGCCAUGGGCAGUUUGUUGCUUUAGCGGAAACGAAGAAUUUGUCGUAGGCACCCCGGUAGUACGCCAUCGUCAUGUUGGAGAAAAUGGAUUGUUCACGUGGCCUCGUGCUUCUGAUCAGACCAAGACGACUGCGCAGCAUAAUGUUGGCGUGAAAGAUGGUGUACUGGCAUUAGCGUGGGAUCGCUGUCGCCAAAGCGUCUUGGCUGUCUCGACCAGUGGAGCUUUACAUGUGCUUGAAGAGCCAUUUUCAACGACUUGGCCAGGAGCAAUGUAUCCCGCUGGUUUCCGACUGAUCACUGAUAAUGAGUUGCAUUUACAAGUGUUUGAAUCGGAUGCCGAAGAGCGUAAACUCGAGAAAAAACAGCUCACGGAAAAGGCGAAAAAUUGUGUUGUUGACGUGUUUCGUGUGCAGGACCCACGAGUUGAGUUUGCUGAAGAAGUGGGAGCAGAAACGGAUCUUUUCAAAGGUGAAGAGCGAAAACUGUGUUUUAUUCCAGCAAUUCCGAUCGCACACUUUCAUCGGCGACAAGGACAUCAACUCCACGGAGUGCCAUAUAAUGAGGAUAAGCAUUUUGGACUGGGUCAAAGCGUAUUUGAACCGCUGAAAGGUUCACUAGGGAAACCAAAGCAAUGCAGUACUCGCCGAUUUACGAGCAAUAAAAAGAAACGUCGGCGUAAGUGA